Messenger RNA from Cynocephalus volans (Philippine flying lemur), 420 nucleotides. RefSeq names its product large ribosomal subunit protein uL23-like. The record is from RefSeq and is a predicted model, not a curated record. Gene Ontology annotation, cellular component: cytosolic large ribosomal subunit; ribosome. The transcript has a single exon. Gene Ontology annotation, molecular function: structural constituent of ribosome. Bases 1 to 420 code for a protein of 139 amino acids. Lineage: Eukaryota; Metazoa; Chordata; Mammalia; Dermoptera; Cynocephalidae. Gene Ontology annotation, biological process: ribosomal large subunit assembly; translation.
AUGGUGCCUAAUGUGAAGAAGGAAGCUCUUGCCCCUGCCAAAGCCGAAGCCAAAGCAAAGUCCCUGAAGGCUGAGAAGGCAGUGCUGAAAGGCAUCCAAAGCCACAAAAAACAAAAGAAGAUCCGCACAUCACCCACCUUCCAGUGGCCGAAGGUACUGCAGCUCUGGAGGCAACCUAAAUAUCCUCAGAAGAGCACCCCCAGGAGAAACAGGCUUGACCACUGUGCCAGCAUCAGGUUCCCCCUGGCCACUGAAUCUGCCGUGAAGAAGAUAGAAGACAACAACAUACUUGUGUUCAUUGUGGAUGUCAAGGCCAAUAAGCACCAGAUCAAACAGGGUGUAAGGAAACUCUAUGACAUUGAUGUGGCCAAGGUCAACACCUUGAUCAGGCUUGAUGGAGAGAAGAAGGCGUAUGUUUGA